GCAUCCCUCGUUUAUAUAUAAAGGAUUAGAGGCGUCUCUUUUUGUGCUUCCGGAGAAGUUGAAAAGCUACUACGCUCAUACUUCGCUAACCAGGAGCCGUGUUUGGGAAUUUUAUUGCUUGAGCUUAUCGGAAUAUCUACCGGAUUCCGGUCAUAAUUCGAGUUCCAGUUUGAGACUACCUGGAUUAAUUGAGGGAGGGAAAAAGGGAGGAAGGAGGAGCUAGCGUGAAACCCGCUUGAUAACAGAGACAGAUUCACGCGCAAGCAUUUCGGGACUUUUUGAAUACUUUUUAAAAUAGUCUCAGAUUGGAGGAGCUUUACCCAAUCUCCUCUUUCUCCUCUUUAUCCUCUUCCUCCUACAUCUUAUUUUGGGGGUUUUCUUCUUCUUGGCUUCUUUUGGAGUUUCGGAAAGUUUGAGGCAUGGGAGUAAAGGUGGGUGCGGUUUAUUUACAUUGGUCGCAGCCAGUAACUUCUCAUUCUUCCUCUUCGGCUCAGACGCUAGCCUCUGCAAUUUCAUCUUCAUCGUCGAAAAAACAUGGCUGCCGAUUGGUUCAGCGAUCGACUUUCUUAGGGACGUCAACGACGAAGCUAUUGAGGUCUCGAUCUUGCGAAAUCCUAAAGUGUGGAGGACAAUUCCUUAAGAGGGCUUCAAGCGCCAACUUGGAUGGAUUCCCUGACGAAGAGUUUGAGGAAAAUAUUCGAGAAUUAGCUGCAAGAUUCGAUCUUUUGAGCGAUGGUGAUGAAGAACAGAACAAUGUUUCCCACGUCAAGGAUGGAGAAUUAGAUCUUCGUGCUGAUUCCAGGGAAAAGCAAGGCGAGAGCAGUAGCAGCCUCGAGAGUUGUGGAAUCAAUUCUGUACAAAUACCCAGUCCUUUUACGCCACUGAAGCGGGAGACUGUGGAGCCUCCUUGGCUUCAAUUCAAGCCAGAACCGCCAGACUGGCCAGGAAGGGAUAAGAUUGACCAGGCGAAUAUAGAGAGGAAGGCGAACAGAGUGGAUCUUCCCCUUUCUCUAAGAAUCAUAAAGAAGAAGAAACAAUGGGACGAAGGUUUCAGAGAAGCAGGGGAUUCCGCCUACUGCUCUGUGAAGAAGGCUUUCUCUUCGAUGGUGUUCAUCAUACGGGAGCUACACAGCUACACGUUACAGAUGCGAGAGCUUCUCUUCUUUGAAGACCUCCAGGAUAUUCUGGCCCGAGUACAGAAGGAGAUGCACGCUUCAUUCGUGUGGCUUUUCCAACAGGUGUUCUCACAUACCCCAACUCUCAUGGUGUAUGUGAUGAUCCUUCUUGCAAAUUUCACUGUGUAUUCGAUGGGAAACAACACAGCAAUCGCAAUCACGCCGCCUCCGUCUGCCGCCACCGAAAUUGUAACGGUAAAUGAGAACUAUCCCAAGAAUUUUGAUUCUUCUUCGGCAAUGAAGACGUUUUCCGUAUUGUCUUCGCCUGGGAAUACGGCUUCCGUGGGAGGACAAAAUGGCGGAGGCGGAGGAAAAUUCCGCCCUGUGACAAGUGGGACAGAGGGAGAUGGACAGUUCAAAGGUUCCUCAUCAUCGUGGAGCUAUCAGAGUACCAUCAAGCCAACGACGAGGGAGGACGCGGAGUCGGCAUCGGUGGUGGAAACAGAGCCUGGAAGAGGAGAAAUGAUGAGCGAGAAAGAGAUGAAGUUAUGGAAUUCGAUGGUGGAGGAAGCGAUGAGAAUGCAGGCGGGGACGAGGGGCGAAGCUUUGGAUCACGAAACGAUGCAGAGGUUCGUGUCCCCGGUGAAGGCGGAGAUGGAAGCGGACGACGAAUCCGAUUACUUGAGGACGGAGCUUCUGUACCAAAUGGCCGUAGCCCAAGAACCCAAGAACCCUCUGCUACUAGCCAAUUAUGCCCAGUUCCUCUUCCUCGUCGUCCACGACCACGACAGAGCCGAAGAAUACUUCAAGAGGGCAACAGGGGUGGGAAGGGAACAAGAAGAAGAAGAAGGAGAUGCAGAGGCGUUGAGCAAAUACGCAACGUUCCUGUGGCUGGUGAGGAAUGACAUAAACGCGGCGGAAGAGACAUACUUGGAGGCAAUAGCGGCGGAGCCGGGGAACACUUAUCACGCCGCCACCUAUGCUCAUUUCUUGUGGAACACCGGUGGUGAAGAUACUUGUUACCCUCUUGAUUCCCCAGACAACGACUUCAACAAUCUGGUUUAACAAGAAAUUGGAUUGGAGACUUCUUCCUCCUAUAUCUACUUUGUUUUUAUAUAACCCCUAAUAGCCAACCAUCACCACCACCACCUUCAUCUGAUCUCAAAAGUAUAUCUCUGAAAGAGUCACAAAAGCAGAAAGAGAAAGAGCCUUUGGUAGGAAAUGUCGAGUCCUUUUUCCUUUUUUCCAAGAUUUUCUUCUGUAAUCCUCUCUUUACUUCCAUUUUUUCUGAGAAGGUGUUGGCCAUUCCCCUGUUUCUUCUUCACAUUACACUUUUUCUUCUUUAGCACUUGUAGAGGCUUCUGAUGAGAUGCUGGUGAACUACGCAGAUAUUACCCAGACAUGUGGGGAAAACCACUACCGGAACUGUAACAAAUUUUUAUUUUUUCUACUUUAUUUAGUGUUGUAUAUGGAAAAGUAAAAGAAAUAAUAAUUCUUUUGGAGAAAAGAAAAGAAAAUCCAUGUUA
Molecule: messenger RNA, 2641 nt
Organism: Macadamia integrifolia
Lineage: Eukaryota; Viridiplantae; Streptophyta; Magnoliopsida; Proteales; Proteaceae
Exons: 3
Coding region: 420-2180 (586 amino acids)
Molecular function (GO): protein binding
Source: RefSeq, a predicted model, not a curated record